Molecule: messenger RNA, 3692 nt
Organism: Ruditapes philippinarum (Manila clam)
Lineage: Eukaryota; Metazoa; Mollusca; Bivalvia; Venerida; Veneridae
Exons: 2
Coding region: 197-3607 (1136 amino acids)
Molecular function (GO): zinc ion binding; nucleic acid binding
Source: RefSeq, a predicted model, not a curated record
UGAAAGUUCUGUACGUUACAUAGUAUAGUACAGAACAUAUGUCUUAACAUGGCGGGAUUCACAAAUGCGCGAGUCAUUUGUGCAUAACGGUCACGUGGUAUUAGGCUGUAUUUGGCGGCAAAACAGAGCGGGUUUUCAUUCUAGGCUUGACUUCUGUCCUUUCAAGGCGUAAAUUUUAUUAGGCUUUAUUUUGAAAAUGUCUGACGACGACAGGAUGGAUGGAAUGGAGGGGAUUAUUGAAGACAAGGUGCAGUCAGCAUUGAAGGAGAAUAAUGAGCAGCUGUUGAAAAAUAUUGAGGGCAUGAUAAAUAAGAUAAGUGUUCCAAUUCCUUCUUGUUCUGAUAUUCAAGAAAAACCAAAACUUAAAAGGAAGAGUAAUGACGAGCAAUACAGACAUAAUGCUAAAGUAAUGGCUAAAUUAGAAGAUGUUAGCACAUCUUUGUCUUCACAAGAUAUCGAUAGAGCACGAGUUUCAGUUAUAGAAGCAAAAGACCUUAUAAAACGGAGGCAGAAGUUAAUUCAACUGGCUGAUGGUUCUGAGCUGGGUUGGCGCCUCGUGGCGGAGUAUGAGUCGAAUCCAAUUGCGUCUGGCAGUGAAGACGAGAAGCGCAUUUACAAAGCGGAGGCCAGGGCGAAUAGGAAGGCUAAGGCGGAUAAGGUCAAGAAGGCGAGAAUAAGGAAUUUGCCUUAUCGUAGACGAGUCAACACGGGGGAACAGACGACUAGUCAGCCUCAGCGUUCUAUGGGUUCUACAGGACAGACUCAGCGUACAGGAGCAUGUUAUACCUGCGGGGAUUUUGGACACUGGAAGGCAGACUGUCAGCAAAACAGGCGUCCUAACAAUAAGUUAAGUGUUUCUAAUUGUCAUAUUUUUUGUGAUGAAAAGUCGCAAGACUGUAUGGUUGACAACGGACUUUCUGUCCAGAGAGAGGGUAUUAUGUUAGAUACCACGUUAAAUGUUGAUUCUUUAGAUUGUAGAGAAGCUAGUAACUUGAAGUCUGGUUGUCAUAGUAACGAUUAUCCAGCAAUUUUCGGUAAGAAUUAUAUUUGCAAUAAUGUUGAUCAAUGUGAAAUUUCUACUAUUGCUGAAAAGGAUAAAAAUCAUGUAAGUAAUUUUAGUAUUAAUGGUUUAUCGCCAAAAGGGCGUCUUAAGGAAUCUUUAGAAUACUGGAGAAAAAUCACUUCAGAUAGUUAUUUACUUGACGUUGUAGAAAAUGGAUAUAGGCUACCCUUUAGAGAAACGCCCCCGGAUAUAUAUUUAAAAAAUAACAAGUCUUCAAGAGAAAAUCCAGAUUUUGUAGAAUCAGAAAUAAGCUCUUUAUUGAGCAAAUGUGUUAUCUCACAGGUUCAGAAUAAACCAAGAAUAAUUAACCCUUUAACAGUCGCUUACAGUAAAACUGGUAAGCCUAGAUUAGUUUUAGAUUGUAGGCACAUCAACCCUUGUUUACAUUUGUUCAAAAUUAAAUUUGAAGACAUUAAAGUCGCUCAACAGCUGUUUGACAUAUCCAGUUAUGUAUAUACAUUUGAUUUAAAAAGCGCUUAUCAUCAUGUAGAAAUUUUUUCAAAACAUAGAACUUUUUUAGGUUUUUCUUGGACAUCUAAGGGUAAAACAAAAUAUUAUAUGUUUAACGUCCUCCCUUUUGGCAUAGCAACCGCAGGUCAUAUUUUCACAAAAUUAUUAAGGUGUGUAGUAAAAUUUUGGCGAUCUUUAGGUCACAAAGUCGUUAUGUUUUUAGACGACGGCAUUGGAGGUAAUGCGGAUUUUCAGCAAGCUAACAUUUCAAGUUUGUUCAUUCAGAAAACGUUAAAUGAAUUGGGAUUUUUGAUAGCUCAAGAAAAAUGUAAUUGGUUACCGUCUCAACAUGCUAGCUGGUUGGGGCAUGAUUUAAAAUUUUUGUCGAAUAGAUUGUUUAUCAGUUGUGAGAGAAUUAAACGUCUCGAAUCAUCUAUAGAUGUUUUGUUGUUAAUGCUCAGGGCUGAAAAUACACAACUUAUUCAGGUGAGAUCUUUAGCCUCAGUUGUAGGCCAGGUGAUAUCACUGCUUAGUGUCAUGGGGACAGUGGUUUGUCGCAAAACGAGGUAUUUGCAUAAGUGUAUAGAAAAUAGAACAAGUUGGAAUAGCAAAGUAAGUGUGACAGACAAAGCUUUACAAGAAUUGUUGUUUUGGCGAGAAAAUGCGUCGGGUAUGAACAAAAAAGGUAAAAUCUGGAAAGAAAAGUUAGUAGUUGAUGCAGUCGUGUUUACAGAUGCAAGUAGAUUGGGCUACGGUGGGUAUAUUGAGUUUGUGAAUACAUUUGAUAGUAAGGAAGUAAGUUCAGGAAGUAAGUAUGCCCAAAAUUUUGAGACUGGAAGUAAAGAUUUUAAGAAAGUAAUAAAUUCGAACCUGGUGCCCGCAAAAGAAGUAAACAUUAAGUCUCCGGAGGUAGACUCAAUCAAGGAAUCCUGGGAGCUGGAUUCGAACAAAGCAUGCAAGGUAAAAUGUUUAAACCACAAGUCUUCAGUAGAAGACUUAAGAAAUAAGUCCCCGGAAGUGGACUUGAAUUUGUCAAGGGUAAAAGUCUUGAACUGCAAGACUCAUGUAAUGGACAUUACAAUAUCGUCCCCGGAAGAGGACGCUAAUAUAGAUUCACCGGAAGUGAUCUCAAGUUCCGUGUCUUUAGUAUAUGACACGAGGAUAGACGGGCUCCCGGAAGUGAGCUGUCGUUUUAGUGGGUUCCCGGAAACGGACCAUUUUUUCAAAAAUAAUGUUUUAGAUGGGCAUUGUAUGUAUGAUAGUGAUUUGUAUGAAUUUUCAGAUCGUUAUGCAGAUUACGAACAUGAUCAAGGGUUCAGUGUUAGAGGGAAAGUAUCACAUUUAGUUGGCGCAUGGCAUGCGCAAGAAAUAAAAAGUAGUUCUACAUGGAGAGAAUUAGAGGCAAUGUAUAGGAUGUUGUUAAGUAAUCUUCCGAAACUACGUGAUAAGAGUAUCAAAUUUUUUACUGAUAACAAAAAUUUAAAGUUUAUCCUUCAAUCAGGUAGUAAUGUCGAGCAAUUACAUGAAACUUGCUUAGAUUUUCACAGAACAUGUGAUGAGAAUCAAAUUACAUUUGUCGUUGACUGGAUUCCUCGUUCGUUAAAUAGUAGAGCUGAUCAUUUAAGUAGAUGUUUAGACUCAGAUGACUGGUAUAUAAGCAAUCAUGUAUUUCAGUAUUUAGAUAAAAUGUGGGGUCCACACACUGUAGACCGAUUUGCUACACACUAUAAUUGCAAGUGUCGGAGAUUUAAUUCAAAAUGGUGGGUACCUGGUACAGAGGGUAUUAAUUGUUUUGAUCAGGUGUGGAAGAAUGAAAAUAAUUGGUUGGUACCACCACCAAGCAACGUUGCUAAGACGAUAGUAAAACUGGAAAUAGAGAAGUGUAUUGGUACACUUAUUGUUCCAAAGUGGAAGUCUGCACCAUUUUGGCCUUUAUUGGUAGAUACACAGGGACAAUUUAAAGAUUUCAUUAAAAAUACAUUUGUGUUACCCUUUACAGGCGCAGUUUGUAGAGGCAAGGGAAACAACGGUGUUUUCAGCAAAGAACCGUUUUCUUUCAGAAUGAUGGCAUUGCGGUGCGACUGUACCAGCUAAAAGAUUUAAAUAUUUAACAGAUAAAAAACGUAUAGUACAGUCAAUUUUCAAGAUUGUUUAAUAUGCUUAAUAUAUUUUCAGGUGU